Molecule: messenger RNA, 1014 nt
Organism: Cucurbitaria berberidis CBS 394.84
Lineage: Eukaryota; Fungi; Ascomycota; Dothideomycetes; Pleosporales; Cucurbitariaceae
Exons: 2
Coding region: 1-1014 (337 amino acids)
Molecular function (GO): protein binding
Source: RefSeq, a predicted model, not a curated record
AUGACACGCACUACAAUCCCCCGUAACGUCGGUACCGACAUGACCCGCAUUCCAGGCCCCAAUCUGCCACCGCCGUAUACCUGGACAGGCGCACGAGCUGGGCAGCUAAGAGCCAAUCCCUCCGACUUCACAACCACAUCAACCAUUCUAAUUGGUUCCAAGCACACGCCUUUCCACGUUCAUACUACCCUGCUCACAUCUCAAUCGUCCUACUUCCGCGCCGCCCUUACAGGCCCCUUCCUUGAAAGCACGUCCAACACCAUCGAGCUCGACGAUGUUGAUGUUGCGCAUUUUCAACUCCUCGUUUCCUGGCUGUACACCUCUACCAUUCCAGCACCAUUCAAAGAUGGAAAACCCGCCUACUACUCGUUACUGCAUGUAUAUGCACUGGCGGACAGACUAGGGCUUGAAGGCGCGAGGAACGCGGUGGUGGAUUGCGUGAGCGAGUUAGCGGAUAGGACGAACAGUGUACUCACCCCCUCCGAUACUCGCAUCCUCUACGAGCAAAUCCGCGAUUCUGCACCUUUACGCUCACUCGUGCUCGACUUGUUCUCCUUCAAGAAAACAGACAGAUUGCUGGAAAGCCAUAGCGACUGGUGGCACGCCGCCUUCCUCCUCGACCUAAGCGUGCAACUCAAACGCCCUUGCCCCCAGGCUCUUUCCCGCCACAGGCUACGUAUGUGGUGCCCUGAAUCCUGGCACGCCACACGCGCAUGCGAUAACUGCCGCAACGUCCUCCCUCCAUGGUACGGCGCAGUGGCGUGCGAGGACUGCUGUCAAGCCUUUUGCACUCGGUGUGUGGAGAGUGGAGUGGGUAUGGCGGGCUGGGAUGAUGGGAGAGCGAAAUGGGAAGUUGCAGAAGACCCAUUGGAUACGUCAGUCGGAGCGUCUAGUGACAGGGCCAAGUUGCGAAAGUGGGAGGCUUGUAAGCCGUGGAGGGGGGCGAGGUGUGCAUUGUAUCAUGAGCAUGAAGAAACAGAUAGGUGUGGAGAUGUGUUUUUAGGACGGUGGUAG